AUGUCUCAAGACCCCAAGUCGAAACUCUCCAGCUCUGGCCAGGACUUUACGAAGACUAUUCAUCAUGAUACAUACGACUUCAUCAAGCCAGAGCAGUGGGAUCUGAAGGGCAAGGCGGUGUUGGUCACUGGUGCUUCCAAAGGCGUCGGUCGUGCCGCUGCCAUCAGCUUCGCAAAGGCUGGAGCCUCGUACAUCGCCCUGGGCGCUCGCUCAUCACUUUCAGAAACCGAGCGAGCAGUCCAAGAUGAAGCAAAGCAAGCAGGCCGCCAACCACCCACGGUCCUGUCUUUGACCCUCGACGUCGCCUCCGAGUCCAGCGUCGCUCAAGCAGCCAAAGACCUCGAAGCCUCCUUCGGCCGCCUCGACAUCCUCUGCAACAACGCCGGCUAUCUCGAGAACUUCGCCAAAGUCGCCGAAAGUGACCCUACGGAUUGGUGGCGCGUCUACGAAAUCAACGUCAAGGGCGUCUACCUCUGCGCUCGCGCUUUCAUCCCACUCCUGCUGAAAAGCAAAGACGGGCUGAAGACGGUGCUGAACACCUCCUCCGUCGGCGCGCACGUCGUCAUGCCUGGCGCUUCGGGCUACCAGACGGGUAAACUAGCCGUCGUACGCUUCGGCGAGUUCUUGAUGGCGGAGUACGGGGAGCAAGGACUGUUGUCAUAUGCGAUUCAUCCUGGUGGUGUUGCUACGGAACUCGCGCUGGGGAUGCCGAAGGAUUACCACGCGUUGUUGGGGGAUAAGCCGGAGUUGGCGGGGGAUGCGAUGGUGUGGUUGACGGGAGAGCGGAGGGAGUGGUUGGGGGGGCGGUUUGUGGAUGUUACGUGGGAUAUGGAGGAGUUUUUGGGGAAGAAGGGAAGGGUGGUGGAGGGGGGUUUGUUGAAGGUUAGGUUGGACGUUGGGUUGGAGUAG
This is a messenger RNA of Saxophila tyrrhenica, 909 nucleotides long. RefSeq lists its product as uncharacterized. Bases 1 to 909 code for a protein of 302 amino acids. The transcript has 2 exons. Gene Ontology annotation, cellular component: cytosol. NCBI's taxonomy places the organism in Eukaryota, Fungi, Ascomycota, Dothideomycetes, Mycosphaerellales, Extremaceae. Gene Ontology annotation, molecular function: oxidoreductase activity. The record is from RefSeq and is a predicted model, not a curated record.